Messenger RNA from Bombina bombina (fire-bellied toad), 2000 nucleotides. It is a transcript of the gene TCEA2, whose product is annotated as transcription elongation factor A2. The transcript has 10 exons. Gene Ontology annotation, biological process: transcription elongation by RNA polymerase II; DNA-templated transcription. Gene Ontology annotation, cellular component: nucleus. Bases 43 to 915 code for a protein of 290 amino acids. Gene Ontology annotation, molecular function: nucleic acid binding; zinc ion binding. Lineage: Eukaryota; Metazoa; Chordata; Amphibia; Anura; Bombinatoridae. The record is from RefSeq and is a predicted model, not a curated record.
GAGACAGCGAUCAUAAGAGAGUGACGGGACAGAAUCAGCGCAAUGGAGGAAGAGAUCGUGCGAAUUGCAAAGAAAUUUGACAAGAUGGUAUCCAAAAAAUGCACGGAUGGGGCCCUGGACCUGCUCAAGGAGUUGAAGAACAUGUCGAUAACCUUAGAGUUACUUCAGUCUACACGGAUUGGAAUGUCUGUCAAUGCACUGAGGAAGCAGAGUAAUGAAGAAGAGGUCAUAAUGCUGUCCAAAUCUCUUAUAAAAUCAUGGAAGAAGCUCCUGGAUAACUCGGAACAGCGAGGUAAAGAGAAGUCCUCAAACAACCCCACCCCAGCCUCUUCUAAGGAGUCUAGUUCUACAAAGAAGAAUGAUGCUCCAAAACCAUCUCCACCAAGGAUGACUCGUUUCCCACCACUUCCGGUCACCACAGAUUCUGUCCGCACCAAGUGCAGGGAAAUGCUGAUUGCAGCUUUACAAACUGAUGGAGAUCAUGUUGUGAUUGGUUCGGACUGUGAGUUGUUAGCGGCACAGAUAGAAGAUGUUGUUUAUCGUGAGGUUCAAAACACUGACAUGAAAUACAAGAACAGAAUCAGGAGUCGCAUCGCCAACCUCAAGGACUCAAAGAACCCAGAUCUGAGGAAGAAUGUUCUGUGUGGAGUUAUAACACCAGAGCAGAUUGCUGUCAUGAGCUGCGAGGAAAUGGCCAGCAACGAGCUGAAGGAGAUGAGGAAAGCAAUGACCAAGGCUGCAAUCCAGGAGCAUCAGAUGGCAAAGACUGGAGGGACGCAAACUGACCUUUUCUCCUGCGGCAAGUGUAAAAAGAAGAACUGCACCUACACCCAGGUGCAGACACGCAGUGCUGAUGAACCAAUGACCACGUUCGUUGUAUGUAAUGAAUGUGGAAACCGUUGGAAGUUUUGUUGAUGGAUCUAAGGCAUUCCAUCUAAAGCGUCCUAUUCCAAAGCAUAGCAUGAGAAGCAGGAGGAAAUGGCCGGAAGAGUCUAUGCCAUUUAUGCACCACAUCUUCCCUUCAGCUGUAGCAUAUGGCUUAUUUUUUGUUUGUUGGUUAUUUGUUCAAAAAUAUGUUAGUCAAUUUAGAAUUUUGUGGGAUUUUUUUAUUUUUUGCCAUUUUUGUAAAAUAUUUCUAAAACUUUUGCUGCAAAGGUCACACCAGUUAAGUGUGACUAGUUUUUGCUUGCUAGUUGAGGUUUCUUUCAUAAAUGAAUGAAAAAUUCUAAAUGUUGAAUGUAUUUGGACACGUUAUUUGAACUUUGUUAAUUAAAUAUCAUCAUUUACAACUGUGUCAUGUUUGUGCCAUCUGCAUACACAGACAAGAGGAUUCUGGGAUUGGCUCUUAAAAACAUGGGUCCAGGGAGAUUUCAAGACAAUAGGAAAAAUCGGCACUAUCGGCUGGAGGAUAAGUUAGUAGGUUCUAGGAUGAAGCCACCAUCACAGUUAAAAGAUAUGUUUAAAGCAGCAGAGGUGGAAUGACCUACCUGCAGAUGUUCCAAUAGAUUAAGUGAGUAGGCCGCUGGUAGUGAAUCAUUUGCCUAAAUGGAAAAUAAAAAUGUUCAAAGUAUAAUGGCACUAAAGAAUUAAAUAACAAAAGUAGUGCAAUAUAAAUGAAAAUAAUGUGAAAUGAUACACUAACAAUUUCUGUUGAUAAUAUCUAUUUGGUAAGCUGAUGUGUGAUGUCAAUGCUCACACAAUUCUUGGCACCAGUUAUGAUUUUCAAACUGGUGUUCCAUUUCCAUGCUCCUUAUAUUGAUGGUUCAAACAAAUAACAUCAUACAUGACACUACAAUAAAAUCUCUAUUAAAAGUCACUUGGGGCUUAAAUAUAGAUCAUGUAUUGUUUUAUCACUGUUCUUUGUUUUCCUCCCUCAAUAUCGUUUUGCAAAUGUCUUUACUUAUUCUGGUUAACAUUACUGAUGUUAUUAUGCAAAAUAUAUUGUAUUGUGCUGUCAGUUGUUAAUCUUUUCAAUAAACAAAAUACAAUUUAAAAGAAAA